AUGCGUUAUUCCGAAGCCUGGAGACCUCUGAACGUGGCUAUCGUGGGUGGUGGCAUCGGUGGCAUGUCCACUGCGAUUGCCAUGCGCCGCGCUGGUCACCAGGUCACCAUCUAUGAGAAGAAUGAUUUUGCUGGUGAGGUGGGAGCCUCAGUCUCAUGUGCUGCUAAUGGAACCCGCUGGCUUCAUGAGUGGGAUGUUGAUAUCUCUAAGGGUGACCCUGUUGUCCUGAAGAAGCUUAUCAACCGUGACUGGAAGACCGGAGAGCCGGUUAGUGUGUAUGACCUCGCUGAUUAUGAGGAGCGCUGGGGCUACGUGUACAACAUGUUCCACCGUCAGCAGAUGCACUUCAUGCUCAAGGAAUCCGCCCUGGCGGAGGAAGGCAAAGGCGUUCCUGCUGUGCUGAAGGUCAACCACCGAUGCUCCGGCAUUGAUCUGGAAACAAAUGUCAUUACCUUCGAGAACGGAUACUCUGCCAAGCAUGAUCUGAUCAUCGGUGCCGACGGAAUCGGAUCGGUGGUUCGCGGUAUCCUGGGCAUUACCCCCGAGAGACGCCCUUCCGAUCAGAGCUGCUUGCACGCUAAUGUCGAUGCGGAUGAAGCCGCCAAGCUCGGUCUUGCCAACUACUCAGAUGACAGUGCACUUGAGUACUGGGGCGGCCAAGAGGGCAAAUGGGAUAAGAUUGUGCUCUCGCCUUGCAACGGCGGAAAGCUCCUUUCAUACUAUUGUUUCUACCCUCGCGAUCAAGGCGACAACUCAAGCCAGACUUGGGGUGCUGAGGGCCGACCUGUUGAGGAUCUCUUGAAGCCCUAUCCUGCUCUCGACCGCCAGGUUUUCAACCACCUCGCCAUCGGCAAGGAAAUUCAGCCCUGGCGCCUCUGGGUUCAUGACCCUUACCCUUACCUCGCCAAGAAAAGGGUCUGUCUGCUGGGAGAUGCCGGCCACCCUAUGAUGCCCCACCAAAGCCAGGGUGCUUGCAUGGCCAUCGAGGACGCGGCGGCUCUUGGAAUCCUCUUCAGCAAGAAUACCUUCAAUGGAAAUAUCGAGCAAACUCUUGAGGCGUAUGAGCUCGUUCGCCUUCCUCGCGUUACUCGAGUCCAGGCAGCUGCGGCGAAAGCAGCUUACAAUAUCAACGAGCGUAUCGGCUUCUCCGUCAACAAAGAUAUUGCUACUUACAAGGUCGAGGACCCAAAGAAGGUCCUUACCAUCGAGGAGAUGAACGCAUAUGACAUGUACAGCGAUAUUAACGAGAAGCUCGCCCAGCUCGCCGGUAUCGAGUACACAGACAACUACGUCUCCGGACUGCCAGUCGGUCUGGAAUUACCUACUGGUGUGACCAUCGGAGCAAAACUUUGA
Penicillium longicatenatum is the source of this 1353-nucleotide messenger RNA. RefSeq names its product FAD-dependent oxidoreductase. The coding region runs from base 1 to 1353 and encodes 450 amino acids. NCBI's taxonomy places the organism in Eukaryota, Fungi, Ascomycota, Eurotiomycetes, Eurotiales, Aspergillaceae. The record is from RefSeq and is a predicted model, not a curated record. Gene Ontology annotation, molecular function: monooxygenase activity; FAD binding. The transcript has 4 exons.